CACGGGGCGCGCGCAACAGGCGGCCCGAGCCGGCGGGAAGCUGGAGCGCCGGCGGCGUCGGUCUCGGAGGGGUGUGGAGAGGCGAGGCCAGGCAGAGCCCCGCGCAGCCAUGGAGUCUCUCCUGCUGCCGGUGCUAUUGCUGCUGGCUGUACUAUGGACGCAGGCGGCCGCCCUGAUUAAUCUCAAAUACUCAGUCGAAGAGGAGCAGCGCGCCGGGACAGUGAUCGCUAAUGUGGCCAAGGACGCGCGGGAGGCAGGCUUCGCGCUGGAUCCCCGACAGGCUUCUGCUUUCCGCGUGGUGUCCAACUCUGCUCCUCACCUGGUGGACAUCAACCCCAGCUCCGGCCUCUUGGUCACUAAGCAGAAGAUUGACCGAGACCUGCUGUGCCGCCAGAGCCCCAAGUGUAUCAUCUCCCUAGAGGUCAUGUCCAGCUCAAUGGAGAUCUGUGUGAUUAAGGUAGAGAUCAAAGACCUGAAUGACAAUGCUCCCAGUUUUCCGGCCGCACAGAUUGAACUAGAGAUCUCCGAGGCAGCCAGCCCAGGUACGCGCAUCCCACUGGACAGUGCAUAUGACCCGGACUCAGGCAGCUUUGGUGUGCAGACCUACGAACUCACGCCCAACGAGCUGUUUGGCCUGGAAAUAAAGACGCGGGGUGACGGUUCGCGCUUUGCUGAACUAGUGGUGGAGAAGAGCCUGGACCGUGAGACACAGUCACAUUACAGCUUUCGUAUUACGGCGCUCGACGGAGGUGACCCACCACACAUGGGCACAGUUGGCCUCAACAUCAAGGUGACCGACUCGAAUGACAACAACCCAGUGUUUGGCGAGUCCACCUACUCAGUGAGUGUGCCCGAAAACUCACCUCCCAAUACACCAGUCAUCCGCCUCAAUGCCAGCGAUCCAGAUGAGGGCACCAACGGCCAAGUGGUCUACUCCUUCUACGGAUAUGUCAAUGACCGCACGCGUGAACUCUUCCAAAUUGACCCACACAGCGGCCUGGUCACUGUCACCGGUGCGCUCGACUAUGAAGAGGGCCACGUGUACGAACUGGAUGUGCAAGCCAAAGACCUAGGGCCCAAUUCUAUCCCUGCACACUGCAAAGUCACUGUCAGCGUGCUAGACACUAAUGACAACCCGCCAAUUAUCAACCUGCUUUCGGUCAAUAGCGAGCUUGUGGAGGUGAGCGAGAGCGCCCCCCCGGGCUACGUGAUUGCCCUGGUUCGGGUGUCUGAUCGCGACUCUGGUCUCAAUGGACGUGUGCAGUGCCGCUUGCUGGGUAAUGUCCCCUUUCGACUGCAGGAGUAUGAGAGCUUCUCCACUAUUCUUGUUGAUGGGCGGCUGGAUCGAGAGCAACACGACCAGUACAACCUUACUAUUCAGGCUCGAGACAGUGGUGUGCCUAUGCUGCAAAGUGCCAAGUCUUUUACUGUGCAAAUCACAGACGAGAAUGACAACCACCCACACUUCUCCAAGCCUUACUAUCAAGUCAUUGUGCAGGAGAACAACACUCCUGGCGCCUAUCUGCUCUCAGUGUCUGCCCGCGACCCUGACAUGGGCCUUAAUGGCAGUGUCUCCUACCAAAUUGUGCCAUCACAGGUGCGAGACAUGCCAGUCUUCACCUAUGUCUCUAUCAAUCCCAACUCUGGUGACAUCUAUGCGCUACGUUCCUUUAACCAUGAGCAGACCAAGGCAUUUGAAUUCAAGGUCGUGGCCAAGGAUGGCGGCUUGCCCUCACUGCAAAGCAACGCCACUGUGAGGGUCAUUGUCCUCGAUGUCAAUGACAAUACCCCAGUCAUCACCGCCCCACCUCUGAUCAAUGGCACUGCUGAGGUCUACAUUCCUCGAAACGCCGGCAUAGGCUAUUUGGUGACUAUAGUUAAGGCAGAUGAUUAUGAUGAGGGAGAAAAUGGCCGAGUCACCUAUGACAUGACAGAAGGUGACCGGGGUUUCUUCGAAAUAGACCAGGUCAAUGGAGAAGUCAGAACCACUCGCACCUUUAAUGAGAACUCCAAGGCUUCCUAUGAGCUUAUAGUGGUGGCCCAUGACCAUGGCAAGACAUCUCUUUCUGCCUCUGCCCUCAUCCUAAUAUACCUGUCCCCAGCCCUUGAUGCCCAAGAGUCCAUGGGCUCUGUGAACUUAUCCUUGAUUUUCAUUAUUGCUCUGGGCUCCAUUGCUGGCAUUCUCUUUGUCACUAUGAUCUUCGUGGCAAUCAAGUGCAAGCGUGACAACAAAGAGAUCCGGACCUACAAUUGCAGUAAUUGUUUAACCAUCACUUGUCUCCUCGGCUGUUUUAUAAAAGGACAAAACAGCAAGUGUCUGCAUUGCAUCUCGGUUUCUCCCAUUAGCGAGGAGCAAGACAAAAAGGCAGAGGAGAAAUUGAGCCUAAGGGGAAAGAGAAUCGCUGAGUACUCCUAUGGGCAUCAAAAGAAAUCAAGUAAGAAGAAAAAAAUUAGUAAGAAUGACAUCCGCCUUGUACCUCGGGACGUGGAGGAGACAGACAAGAUGAAUGUUGUCAGUUGCUCCUCCCUUACUUCGUCCCUCAACUAUUUCGACUACCACCAGCAGACACUGCCCCUGGGCUGUCGUCGCUCUGAGAGCACUUUCCUGAAUGUGGAGAACCAGAAUACCCGCAACACCACUGCCAGCCACAUCUACCAUCACUCCUUCAACAGCCAGGGCCCACAGCAGCCAGACCUGAUCAUCAAUGGUGUGCCCCUGCCUGAGACUGAAAACUAUUCCUUUGACUCUAACUACGUGAAUAGCCGUGCCCAUUUAAUCAAAAGCUCCACCUUCAAGGACCUAGAGGGCAACAGCCUGAAGGAUAGUGGGCAUGAGGAGAGUGACCAGACUGACAGUGAGCAUGAUGUCCAGAGGAGCCUGUACUGCGAUACUGCUGUGAAUGAUGUUCUGAACACCAGUGUGACCUCCAUGGGAUCUCAGAUGCCUGACCAUGACCAGAAUGAAGGAUUUCAUUGCAGGGAAGAAUGCCGGAUUCUUGGCCACUCUGAUAGAUGCUGGAUGCCCCGGAAUCCCAUGCCCACCCGCUCCAAGUCCCCUGAGCACGUGAGGAACAUCAUCGCUCUGUCCAUUGAAGCUACUGCUGCUGAUGUUGAGGCUUAUGACGACUGCGGCCCCACCAAGCGGACUUUCGCGACCUUUGGAAAAGAUGUCAGUAGCCACCGGGUUGAGGAGCGGUCCAUCCUGAAAGGCAAGCGCACUGUCGAUGUAACCAUCUGCAGCCCCAAAGUCAACAGCGCUAUCCGGGAGGCGGGCAAUGGGUGUGAAGCUAUUAGCCCUGUCACCUCCCCACUCCAUCUGAAGAGCCCUCUGCCCACCAAGCCUUCCAUGUCUUACACCGUUGCCCUGGCUCCUCCAGCCCAUGAUCUGGAGCACCAUGCCAACAAUGGCGCCUCUCGUCCUUCUGAAGCUGAGCCCCGUGGAGCCGACAGUGAGAAAGUCAUGCAUGAGGUCAACCCUAUUCUGAAGGAAGGUCGUGACAAGGAAUCUCCUGGCGUGAAGCGUCUGAAGGAUAUCAUUCUCUAAGCCCAUCUGGGUUUGAAGAAGAGAGAACGAAACCACACUGGCUAGUGAAGAUGUAGCAGCUGCUCGUUCUAAUUGCUUACAAUGGUUGGUUCUUGAGUAGCUGCAUUUCAGAGCUUUCCCUAAAUGUAUUGUGUAUAAGUGACUAUCAUUCUGUGACAAUCCCUCUCGUUUCAACAGGCAGUAGGGGUGUUCAGUUGGAGCAAAUUAGCUUUGGCUUGAGUUGUUCAUGGGGCCUUGAUGUUGGGGAAACAGAGGCAAAUUCAGUUGUGAAAAAGUAUUAUGUAUGAAGUGUUUGAAUUUAUAUAUUUUUAUAUGUGAAAAUGAUAAUAUAAAUUACCAUUGUU
Apodemus sylvaticus (European woodmouse) is the source of this 3888-nucleotide messenger RNA. It is a transcript of the gene Pcdh19, whose product is annotated as protocadherin 19. NCBI's taxonomy places the organism in Eukaryota, Metazoa, Chordata, Mammalia, Rodentia, Muridae. The record is from RefSeq and is a predicted model, not a curated record. Gene Ontology annotation, biological process: homophilic cell-cell adhesion. Gene Ontology annotation, molecular function: calcium ion binding. The transcript has 6 exons. Bases 110 to 3544 code for a protein of 1144 amino acids. Gene Ontology annotation, cellular component: plasma membrane.